Molecule: messenger RNA, 822 nt
Organism: Penicillium atrosanguineum
Lineage: Eukaryota; Fungi; Ascomycota; Eurotiomycetes; Eurotiales; Aspergillaceae
Product: enoyl-CoA hydratase/isomerase family protein
Exons: 2
Coding region: 1-822 (273 amino acids)
Biological process (GO): fatty acid beta-oxidation
Cellular component (GO): peroxisome
Molecular function (GO): enoyl-CoA hydratase activity; delta(3)-delta(2)-enoyl-CoA isomerase activity
Source: RefSeq, a predicted model, not a curated record
AUGGCCGCUCUGUUUACCGUUCCGAUCGCCUCGACCGGAGGCUCUAUCGUCUGCACCAACCCGACAGCUGGUCAGAGCGAGCAGCAGAACAUCUACGUGCUUACAUUUACCUCGCCCAAAGACAACCGGUUAACGCCCACAUUCAUUGACGCGCUCAUUCUUGCACUGGACAUUAUCGAGCACCGAUACCCGAAGGGCGUUGUUGUUACCACGAGCGGAAUUGCCAAGUUUUACAGCAAUGGUCUGGAUCUGGAUCUCGCCAUGAGCACAGAGGGUUUCCUUGACCAGUGGCUCUGGAAGCUAUUCCGCCGCUUCCUCACAUACCCCAUGCCAACAGUGUGUUUGCUGAAUGGCCACGCUUUUGCAGGCGGCUUCAUGCUCGCCAUGUACCACGACUACCGUAUCCAGAACCCUGACAAGGGUUUCCUCUGUGUCAACGAGUUGGAGUUCGGAGUGCCCCUCCAGACACCUAUGAUGUCUAUCUUCCGGGAGAAGCUCCCUGCAGCCACCUUCCGAAAUGUGGUUCUGGAGGCGCAUCGGUUUGGUGGCAAGGCUUCGCUGCAGGCGGGCAUUGUUGAUGGAUUGGGUGGACUCGAGGAGGCUGUUGCGCUGAUUCGCAGCCGUAAGCUGUUGAACAAGGCUGAAACGGGGAUUUACGGUACAAUGAAGGAGGAGAUGUAUGCGCGGGUGCUUAACGGCCUUGAUGACCACGUGGGCAACCUUGAAUGGCGUGAGAAGGUGGAACAGAAGAAAGAGCAGCUGCAAAGCAAGUCCUUGCAAAAUGUGGAGGACUUUGAGAAAGGGAGCAAGGCGAAGCUUUGA